Molecule: messenger RNA, 1237 nt
Organism: Gorilla gorilla gorilla (western lowland gorilla)
Lineage: Eukaryota; Metazoa; Chordata; Mammalia; Primates; Hominidae
Product: Down syndrome critical region protein 4-like
Exons: 3
Coding region: 167-490 (107 amino acids)
Source: RefSeq, a predicted model, not a curated record
UUUGCAUAACAAGAUUAGGGUGGGGUGACCAGCAUUCCCUGCGCGCUACGUAAACGUCACCCCUGGUCGAACCAAUCUCUGGGCUCUACGUAAAUCAGACACUGCCUCCUCAAGCCUGCCCGUAAAACCUGCUGCCUUCAGUCACGGGCCAGCCCUUCUCUUAAGGAUGUCUGAGAGCUGGUCUCCUCACUAUUUUAACUCUCACUCUUUUAACUCCUCACUCUUAACUCACCCAUAUGUGUCCAUGUCGUUAAUCAUCUUGACGAGAGAUGAUGAACCCCGGAUAUUUACCCCAGACAGUGAUGCCGCUUCACCAGCAUUGCACUCUACUUCCCCGCUUCCUGAUCCUGCCUCAGCUUCUCCUCUCCACAGAGAAGAAAAAAUUCUGCCUAAAGCCUGCAACAUCGUUUCCUGCCUGAGUUUCAGCCUGCCAGCUUCUCGUACGGAUUCUGGACUUGCCAGCCCCACAAUCAUAACCAGUGAGGGGUAGCAAUUUUGGGCAAAAUGUCUGAUUUGGAAAUACCAACUUUACCUGCAUAGGCUCCACAAGAAAUCAGGUGGGAGAAGGGACAAGCAGAUAAGUGCAAGCCCAUCAACCUGAAGGCAUCAACCACAUCCAGCCACCUCCUUCUGAUCAGCAGCAAAGCUGACGUUUUGAUCUCCAUCUGUCUGAUUCUUGUGUCUACUUCUCAGUUUACAUCUCCAGUGGGAAAGAAAGAGCUUUAUUUACAGACCCAUAAAAAUCCCAUCAGUGUUGUCCCCUGCUGAGAGGCCAUGUGAGACCAUAUGGAAAAACAACAGCCAUAAUGGCAGCAUGGCAGUGGAAGAGUUUGUCUUGUGCCCAGGCCUUGCGGUCAUGCAAGUUUCUUGUGGAUCCUGUUGGGACCAGCCACUCACCAAGGCUGAGUAGGUCCCCAAAUAACGGGGACUUUCUACCAGACUCACAGAGAACUGCUGGGUUUUUGGGAAGGGUGUGCGUGUCUUUGGGGCAUGGAAGUUGGGGUUAUAGUGGAGACCCAGAGGAUGAGAAAACCUCUCUGCCUCAGCAGAAGAGUGGCAGCUGAGAGAGAGGCAAGAAACUCGCAGCCACUGUGGACCGGGGCAGAGAGAUUUUGAGGAGAAUGAAAUCCAGAAACUCUUUGUGGUAUUAGUUUGUAUCCAGAGGGUGACCCUCUUCUCAAGGAAAUGCGUGUCAUCAAUUUUCUACACUAUUAAAGAUAUAAAGUUCUUGGCAUUA